This is a messenger RNA of Clonostachys byssicola, 678 nucleotides long. The record is from the annotation of a GenBank genome assembly. NCBI's taxonomy places the organism in Eukaryota, Fungi, Ascomycota, Sordariomycetes, Hypocreales, Bionectriaceae.
AUGUCUUCUUCCAGCACCCUCCCAGUUUACCACUACCUGGACAUUGGCCGACUCGGCCGUGGAGAGGUUCUCUUUCUGUUCCUCAAAGAUGCUGGCAUUGAGGUCAAGGAUGUCCGUUACGCCUGGGACGAUACUUGGCCAAAGACUAGCGAGAAGCUCGUUCAGCAAGGCUUGACCAGGACCGGAAAGCUUCCAGUGCUCGAAUACAAUGGGCUGAAGCUGAGCCAGCACGUCCCUAUUCUCCGUUACCUCGCCAGGGAGCUUGGUAGCUACGACGGAGUGACCUCUGUUGAGAAGUUCACUGUUGAUUCUGUCGCCGACUUGUACGUUGACUGGAGAUAUGAGUGGGUUGCUUGCCUCCCAAAGCCAUCCGACGACUACAAGGCCAGCCGCCCCAAGUACGUCGAUCUCAUCGCACAGUACUAUGCCGAUACUGAAGGCCCGUACCUGCUCGGAGACAAAAUUACCUAUGUCGACUUUGCUAUUUAUCAGUCCAUUGACAACGACAAGCGCGUUGGAGCUGCCGUAAGUGACCAAUUGUCCGAUCAGCGGCUGGCAAUUCAUAUGCUAAUCUGCGAGAACCAGGCGAAACUUCCCAAGUCUCUUCUCAACUUGGUGGAGGCUAUCGAAGCCAGGCCCAACAUUGCCGCCUACCUUAAGGAGAAUAAGGCGGCUUGA